ACUACUAGAACAAUAAUCCCAUUACCACUAGAACGAGAAUUCCAUUUCUACUAGAACAAAUAAAUCAUUGUUUCAUUCAGAGACUAAUAAUUCUAUUAUAAAUAUCAACCUUCACUUCUCCAAAAUCUCAUUCACUCAAUACUCAAUAUCUUUCUCUUGUCUUCAGUCGCAUAUAUUUUCUUUUCAUUCUCUAGUCAAAGAUGGUGCACGUGGAUGCUAGGUUCGUGGUCGGUGUGGUUGGAAAUAUCAUCUCUGGCGGGCUUUUUCUCUCUCCAAUACCUACAUUCAUACAAAUAUGGAGAAAAAAAGAUGUGGAAGCUUUCGAUCCAAAACCUUACCUUGCAACAGUGUUGAACUGUUUGUUAUGGUGUUACUAUGGAUUGCCAUUUAUUAAUCCAAACAGCAUUUUAGUUGUCACCAUUAAUGGAAUUGGGCUACUUAUAGAGCUUAUAUAUCUGGGCAUAUUCUUCUAUUAUGCUUCAGCAAAAGGACGAAAGAGGGUUGCUACAUACUUUGUAUGUGAACUGGUUUUCUUUGGGGCUGUUGUGGCUGCAACUAUGUUGGCAAUACCCGAGCAUAAGAUGAAGAUGAAUCGACAUUUGAGGGCUGUUGUAGUUGGUAUUAUCUGUGACUUUUUCAAUGUCCUCAUGUAUAGCUCUCCUCUAUUCAUCUUGAGAGAUGUCUAUAAAACAAAGAGUGUGCAAUACAUGCCAUUCUCACUCUCGGUUGCUAACUUUCUGAAUGGUUGUUGCUGGACUUCCUAUGCUCUUAUUGGAAAAGUGGACUACUUUAUUUUGGUUAGCAAUGGUCUCGGUGCAAUCGCUGGAGUAAUUCAAUUGAUAGUUUAUGCAAUAUACUACAAACCUACACCAAAAAAUGAAGACCCCGCUGACAAGGCUACUAAUGAAGUGCAACUCGCAACUAUUGUCUAAUUAUCAUAUAUCCAUGUAUUAAUAAUUGCUCAAUUUUUUUGGCCGUUAGUUUAGUUUUCAUGUUUAACAAGUAAUAUUUAGUUUUUUUUAUUAAAAAAAAAUUUCUAUUGUUUCAAUUUUGCUAUUUGUUAAAACAUGCUUCUAUACUCCUUAUAUCUAAAACGAAUUAAACUUCAUCCUUAAGUUUUGCAACGCAUGCAACAUGUAUAAAUCGCAAUAAAUUCUCAAUACCACAGUUUCACCAUGUAUAAUUUUGCCUUGAUAUAUAUGUCCUUUUAUAGAGGUACCUUUCCACCACUUGAUUACAGGUGUCCAUCUUUUUUUUUUCUUUAUAAAUAAAAAAAGGGUAAGAAAAAGAAAAAAGAAACCCUUUUUUUAUUUUUAUUUUUGUCUAAGAAACCUUUUUCUUAACCCAAGUCUUUACAAAGUAUUAAUCAUCACCCAAAAUUCAUAUAUUGUAACCAAAAAAAAAAAAAAGGAGACCCAAAUUCAUACAUAAAAUAUUACCCUUUCUUAGUUCUCUGUGAGACCCACUUUAAGCAACUUCCCUAUCCCUCUCAUCUCAUAUCUGUUUCAUUUCAGAACCAAAAGCAUCUCUAUCUCCAAAAGCAAAAACUAAUUAUACACGAUGAUGACCCAAAGAAGGCACAAAAGCCUAGUCGGAAAAAAAAAAAAAAAAAAAAAAAAAAAAAAAAAAGGCACAAAAGCAAAAGAAAAUGAGCGAAACCACAUUAACAAAAAACCCAAAAAACAACCAAAAAGAAAAAGAGCAAAGAAGAUUCUUGAUGUCAUUUCUGUUGUUUGUUACAAAUCACAAAUUUCUCUUUAUACCACAUCCAAUGGCUGAGAUCUACAUCCUUUCCAGUAGUCCCCACCACACAUUAUUACAACCCCCCAUCCCAGAUCUACACCUUGUGUCC
Rosa rugosa (rugosa rose) is the source of this 1852-nucleotide messenger RNA. Its product is annotated as bidirectional sugar transporter SWEET7b-like. The coding region runs from base 201 to 932 and encodes 243 amino acids. Gene Ontology annotation, biological process: carbohydrate transport. Gene Ontology annotation, cellular component: membrane. NCBI's taxonomy places the organism in Eukaryota, Viridiplantae, Streptophyta, Magnoliopsida, Rosales, Rosaceae. The record is from RefSeq and is a predicted model, not a curated record. Gene Ontology annotation, molecular function: sugar transmembrane transporter activity. The transcript has a single exon.